This is a messenger RNA of Cucumis melo (muskmelon), 1946 nucleotides long. RefSeq names its product endo-1,4-beta-xylanase 5-like. Gene Ontology annotation, biological process: carbohydrate metabolic process. Lineage: Eukaryota; Viridiplantae; Streptophyta; Magnoliopsida; Cucurbitales; Cucurbitaceae. Bases 96 to 1844 code for a protein of 582 amino acids. The record is from RefSeq and is a predicted model, not a curated record. Gene Ontology annotation, molecular function: hydrolase activity, hydrolyzing O-glycosyl compounds. The transcript has 6 exons.
AAAACAAAGAAACAACUUUAUUGUUGUUCUUCAGUUAUUUUCUUCUCAAGAUAUCUUUGGGUUUUUCUUCUUCUUUUUUCUGUUUUCUGAAAGAUAUGAACAUUUUCAAAUUCUUUUUGCUUCCAUUAAUUUUGAUAUUUUCAGGGAAAUUUAUUAUCACCAUCCAAGGUGUCUCAUAUGAUUAUUCUGCCACAACUCAGUGUUUGGGAAAGCCAAGAAGGGUUCAUGAUGGGGGAGGGAUGAUAGUGAAUCCAGAGUUCAACAAUGGAAUUGAAGGUUGGAAAGUGUUUGGAGGAGGAAAGAUAAAGGAAGGAUGGUUGAAGCAUGGGAAUCUCAUCAACACCUUCAUCGUAGCUCACAAUAGGACUUCCCCAAGGGAUACUUUUCAUCAACUGCUUCAUCUCCAACAGCAUUACCUCUAUACUUUCUCCGCUUGGGUUCGAUUAAGUGAGGGAAAUGCACCUGUGGCUGUUGUAUUCAGAAAUAGUAAAGGGGGUCAGAUUCUUCAUGGUGGUGAAACCAUGGCCAAACAUGGAUGCUGGAGUUUGCUCAAAGGUGGCAUCGUCUCUAAUUUUACAGGCCAAGCGGAGGUUAUUUUUGAGAGUACAAAUACAGCAGUGGAAAUCUGGGUUGAUAAUGUCUCACUACACCCAUUUACAAAGGAGCAAUGGCGAUCCCACCAAGACGAAAGCAUUAACAAGGUGAGGAAAAGCAAGGUGAGGUUGCAAAUAACUCAACCAGACAACAGUAAACUAGCAGGUGCAAAAGUCCUCAUUGACCAGAAAAAACCAAACUUCCCAUUUGGGGCAGGAAUGAACUAUCACAUUCUCCUUAGUAAAGAAUACCAACAGUGGUUUGCAUCAAGAUUUGCCUAUGCCACUUUCACCAAUGAACUUAAGUGGUAUAGCACUGAGAAAGUACAAGGCCAAGAGAACUACACCGUCCCUGAUGCAAUGCUUGAGUUUUCCCAACAACAUGGUAUUUCAGUAAGAGGACACAACAUUUUCUGGGACAGUCCAAAAUACCAGCCAGAAUGGGUUAAGUCACUCUCCCCUCAAGAUUUAAAGGAAGCAGCCGAUAGAAGAAUCAACUCCGUGGUUAAGAGAUAUUCUGGAAAGUUUAUCCAUUGGGACGUCGUGAACGAAAACGUGCACUUCAGAUUCUUUGAGGACAAACUUGGUGAAAAUGCCUCUGCAGAGUACUUCAACAUAGCACAUAAACUCGACAACAAAACACUUCUUUUCAUGAAUGAAUACAAUACCAUGGAACACGAUUACGAAAAGACAUCAACCCCAGCUAACUUCAGAAAGAAACUCCUCGAAAUCCUGUCGUAUCCCGGGAAUGAAAACAUCCCAGCAGGAAUCGGCUUGCAGGGCAACUUCGGCCCUGCUGCACCCAACUUGCCAUACCUGAGAUCCGCUUUGGACCUUCUAGGAUCAACAGGCUACCCCAUAUGGAUCACAGAAGUGUUUGUUCAAGAAACUCCAAAUCAGGCACAAUACUACGAGGAAGUUCUGAGAGAAGGGUACUCACAUCCUGCAGUGAAGGGGAUAAUCACAUUUGCUGGCCCAGUAUCCGCAGGUUUCACUACUCUACCGCUUGUGGAUAUGAAUUUCAAGAACACACCAGCAGGAGAUGUUGUGGAUAAGCUUUUGGGUGAAUGGAAAUCUCCCAGCUUUGAAAUUACAGCCGACGAUGAAGGUUUUGUUGAUGCUUCGUUGUUCCAUGGAGAUUACAAUGUGAGGGUGCAACACCCUCGAACCAAUUCCUCCAUUUCUGUAAGUAUCAAAGUGACUGAAGAAGCCGCUCAUCGAACCUUGAAUCUCCAACUCCCUCAUAACUGACCCAACCUCGUUUAUGUAUUAACAAAUGAAUACAUGAUUGCGUUAUAUUAAAUAACAUUAAAGUUAAUUAAGGUUAUAAAGAUGAAAUUAUGAAAAAUUUAA